Molecule: messenger RNA, 3718 nt
Organism: Bombina bombina (fire-bellied toad)
Lineage: Eukaryota; Metazoa; Chordata; Amphibia; Anura; Bombinatoridae
Exons: 7
Coding region: 1248-1889 (213 amino acids)
Source: RefSeq, a predicted model, not a curated record
GACAUCAAGUGAGAGUGACAGGGAGAGAGGCAGCGUGGGUGACAGACAGAAAAUGACAGAGAAAGAGUGACAAGAGAAAAUGAGAGACAGAAAAAAAGUGACAGAUAGAAUGUGAAAGUAUGAAAAGAGUGACAGAGAGCGAGAAAAGUGACAAAGAGGGAGAGACAGACACACAAACAGGGACACAGAAAGAAAGAGACACACAGAAAAGUACACUGUGUGUCUGUCAUUCUGUGUCUCUGUCUCAGAGAAAAUCACAUACAUAAGGAGACAGACACAGAGACAUUUACACACAGGGAAAUAGAGAAUAAUGCCCAUUCAUACCAGUAACACAGAAUACUGUAACUAUUCCCCAUCAGUCAUACACAGAACAGCCAUUAACCCCUUCCUUUCCAUAAUCCCCUUGGUGUCAUAGUGUAGUAACACCAGCACAUAAAGAAGGUAGUUAAGAUAUAUAUAUUGACUAACUCCUGUUCUUAUGAAUUAAUGUCCAUUUUAAAUGCAAGCUUCAUAUAUACAGCUUAACAAUUGUAGCUGAAUUUCACUAAUUAUGUACUGACUGAUACCCCCACAAACAUAAACAAGACAACAAGUUCAGGUUUACUUAUCUUAGUGGUUUCCCAUUGCUCAUCUGCAGUCCCAGAUAGCAGCUUCUCUCCUAGAAAAUAAAGAAUAAAAACAAAUGUUGGGCCCCAUGUGUAAUAUUUUCCCACAACCAGUUCUUCCUGUUUCUAGCACAAAUCCUAGGCACAGAUGAGGUUCCCAUUAUUCAGAGUUGGAAAAAAAGACAAUCUACAAAUCUCUGGCUGGCUGUUUUAAAGCAGCCUAUAAUCAGGAUCCCAGCUUCUUCCUUCAUGAAAACCGACGUUCUUCUCACUCCUUUUUCACAUUAGUGCUUCUUCCAUGUCCAGCAUAAGCCCAGAUAACAACUCCUGACGAAACACAGACAGCAGCAGAAGGAAAACAAGAAAUGUCCUCGAUUUGAGUCUCCCGCACUUCUCUGCUUCCUCACUCAGCUCUCUGUACCAUGUGAUCACUGCAGUCACGUGACUGCUGUGAUGUCAGAGUGUCCUUUAGAGGGAUAGAAUCUAGCCGCUACCGUGGAGAUAUUGACUACUCAGCUACUUGUUUAUGUAUAGUGAGGCUCCUGUUACUGUGAAGAUCACAUACAAUACAGAUCACUGCGUUUGCCAGUAAAGCAGAAACAUUAUAAUUAUAUCUGACAAAUUCAGUUGCUGAACAAGACAAUGUCUGACAAGACCGAGAACCAAACCUCAGAGCUUCCUGAUACACACGGAGGCCGUACUGAUGUGACAUCUACAGAUGGCUCAGCGGUUGAACACAGAGGAGAGCCGUAUGUACAUGAUCAGGUGAAGACUGAGGAGGAUGAAGUAGCUAUAAAUACAGCUACAGGCCGUACUGAUGUGACGCCUACAGAUGGUUCAGCAGUUGAGCACGGAGGAGAACCGAAUGUGUGUGAUCAGGUGAAGACUGAGGAGGAUAAAGUUCCUAUAAAUACGGCUACAGAUGAAGAUAACGCUGAUAUAGUGAAAGUUGAGAUAACAGAAGAUCUGUGUGUGAGGCGUCAGGUGGAAGCUCCAGAUUAUGAAACCAGUGACCGUAUCAGCCCAGAUGAAGAUAACGCUGAUAUAGUGAAAGUUGAGAUAACAGAAGAUCUGUGUGUGAGGCGUCAGGUGAAAGCUCCAGAUUAUGAAAUCAGUGACCGUAUCAGCUCAGAUGAAGAUAACGCUGAUAUAGUGAAAGUUGAGAUAACAGAAGAUCUGUGUGUGAGGCGUCAGGUGAAAGCUCCAGAUUAUGAAACCAGUGACCGUAUCAGCUCAGGUGAGUGUGCACUUGUGUUGUGUCUGAAGGAUGCAGAUUACAGGUGAGUGUGCAUGUAUGUUGUGUCAGAGGGAUGAAGGUUACAGAUAAGUGUGCAUGUAUGUUGUGUCAGAGGGUUGAAGGUUACAGGUGAGCGUGCAUGUAUGUUGUGUUAGAGGGAUGAAGGUUACAGGUGAGUGUGCAUGUAUGUUGUGUCAGAGGGAUGAAGGUUACAGGUGAGUGUGCAUGUAUGUUGUGUCAGAGGGAUGAAGGUUACAGGUGAGUGUGCAUGUAUGUUGUGUCAGAGGGAUGAAGGUUACAGGUGAGUGUGCAUGUAUGUUGUGUCAGAGGAAUGAAGGUUACAGGUGAGUGUGCAUGUAUGUUGUGUCAGAGGAAUGAAGGUUAAAGGUGAGUGUGCAUGUAUGUUGUGUCAGAGGAAUGAAGGUUAAAGGUGAGUGUGCAUGUAUGUUGUGUCAGAGGAAUGAAGGUUAAAGGUGAGUGUGCAUGUAUGUUGUGUCAGAGGGAUGAAGGUUACAGGUGAGUGUGCAUGUAUGUUGUGUCAGAGGGAUGAAGGUUACAGGUGAGUGUGCAUGUAUGUUGUGUCAGAGGGAUGAAGGUUACAGGUGAGUGUGCAUGUAUGUUGUGUCAGAGGGAUGAAGAUUACAGGUGAGUGCAUUUGUGGUGUGUCUGAGGGAUGAAGAUUACAUGUAAGUGUGCAUUUGUGUUGUGUCAGAGGGAUGAAGAUUACAGGUGAGUGCAUUUGUGGUGUGUCUGAGGGAUGAAGAUUACAGGUGAGUGUGCAUGUAUGUUGUGUCAGAGGGAUGAAGGUUACAGGUGAGUAUGCAUGUAUGUUGUGUCAGAGGGAUGAAGGUUACAGGUGAGUGUGCAUGUAUGUUGUGUCAGAGGGAUGAAGGUUACAGGUGAGUAUGCAUGUAUGUUGUGUCAGAGGGAUGAAGAUUACAGGUGAGUGUGCAUGUAUGUUGUGUCUGAGGGAUGAAGAUUACAUGUAAGUGUGCAUUUGUGUUGUGUCAGAGGGAUGAAGAUUACAGAUGAAUGCAUUUGUGGUGUGUCUGAGGGAUGAAGGUUACAGGUGAGUGUGCAUGUAUGUUGUGUCAGAGGGAUGAAGGUUACAGGUGAGUGUGCAUGUAUGUUGUGUCAGAGGGAUGAAGGUUACAGGUGAGUGUGCAUGUAUGUUGUGUCAGAGGGAUGAAGGUUACAGGUAAGUGUGCAUGUAUGUUGUGUCAGAGGAAUGAAGGUUACAGGCGAGUGUGCAUGUAUGUUGUGUCAGAGGGAUGAAGGUUACAGGUGAGUGUGCAUGUAUGUUGUGUCAGAGGGAUGAAGGUUACAGGUGAGUGUGCAUGUAUGUUGUGUCAGAGGGAUGAAGGUUACAGGUAAGUGUAUGUAUGUUGUGUCAGAGGGAUGAAGGUUACAGAUAAGUGUGCAUGUAUGUUGUGUCAGAGGGAUGAAGGUUACAGAUAAGUGUGCAUGUAUGUUGUGUCAGAGGGAUGAAGGUUACAGGUGAGUGUGCAUUUGUGGUGUGUCUGAGGGAUGAAGGUUACAGGUAAGUGUGCAUGUAUGUUGUGUCAGAGGAAUGAAGGUUACAGGUGAGUGUGCAUGUAUGUUGUGUCAGAGGAAUGAAGGUUACAGGUGAGUGUGCAUGUAUGUUGUGUCAGAGGAAUGAAGGUUACAGGUGAGUGUGCAUGUAUGUUGUGUCAGAGGGAUGAAGGUUACAGGUGAGUGUGCAUGUAUGUUGUGUCAGAAGGAUGAAGGUUACAGGUGAGUGCAUGUAUGUUGUGUCAGAGGGAUGCAGAUUACAGGUGAGUGUGCAUGUAUGUUGUGUCAGAGGGAUGAAGGUUACAGGUGAGUGUGCAUGUUUGUUGUGUCAGAGGGAUGAAGA